Drosophila novamexicana is the source of this 467-nucleotide messenger RNA. RefSeq lists its product as uncharacterized. Bases 47 to 397 code for a protein of 116 amino acids. The record is from RefSeq and is a predicted model, not a curated record. The transcript is spliced from 2 exons. Lineage: Eukaryota; Metazoa; Arthropoda; Insecta; Diptera; Drosophilidae.
ACCCGCGGAGUCGCUAGAGAGCCAAAAGAAGAGCCAAGAAAAUAGGAUGGACAUCACAUAUGCCGUGGAGAAUGCCCACGAUGAGAACAUAUUGACACACGACCUGCCCCUGGAGAAGGAGCUCUGGUAUUUCCAGCUAUACUUGUCGUUCAUGCUGUCGCUGCUGACGCUGGAGCCGCAUCCGGACGAUAGCUUCAAUUGCGACGAGGAGACGCUGCGCAUGCGACAGCAGCUGUUGAUCUAUAAGGCGGAGGUGGACGCCUUGGAUCGCAAUGCCGACGACUACUACGAGAAGAAGGAGCAGCUGAUCUUUAAGAUUUUCUGCGAAUUUCGCGGCCUUGUUUACGAGCCCGAGAUACUCGAGUGCCGCUGCGAAUUUGGCGCAGAUCUCAAUUGAAUGCCGUUUUGUGAAUAAAGCGCUUUUCAAGCAGUUCAGCUAAUGGCAUGCCCAGCUGUUGCUUCACUGU